CCUCUCGCCCGGCCAGACCAGGGCGGCGCUGGCUGCCUCGCGGGGUGCAGGUCCGCCUCCGCCGCGCCGAAGGCGUGGGCUCCCGGCUCCCGGAAGCGGCGGCCGCGGCGCGGAGCCGAGCCGGCGUCCAUCGCCGGAGCUGCCAUGCGCGGCGGCCGGAGGCCGUGAUCUGAGCGGGCGGCCUGGUGGGGGCCGCUGCAUGGCGGCGCACUGAGGCUCCGGCUCCGGCUCUGGCUCCUCGGGGCGUGGCGUGGCGGCGGCCGGGGUGAUGCUGCUCAAGCUCCUGCAGAGACAGACCUAUACCUGCCUGUCCCACAGGUAUGGGCUCUACGUCUGCUUCGUGGGCGUCGUUGUCACCAUCGUCUCCGCCUUCCAGUUCGGCGAGGUGGUUCUGGAAUGGAGCCGGGAUCAAUACCACGUUUUGUUUGAUUCCUACAGAGACAAUGUUGCUGGAAAGUCCUUUCAGAAUCGGCUCUGUCUGCCCAUGCCCAUCGACGUGGUAUACACCUGGGUGAAUGGCACCGACCUUGAACUACUGAAGGAACUGCAUCAAGUCAGGGAACAGAUGGAAGAGGAGCAGAAAGCUAUGAGAGAAAUCCUUGGGAAGAACACAACAGAACCAACUAAGAGGAGUGAGAAGCAGCUGGAAUGCUUGCUGACACACUGCAUUAAGGUGCCAAUGCUUGUCCUGGACCCAGCCCUUCCGGCCAACGUCACACUGAAGGACCUGCCAUCUCUUUACCCUUCUUUUCAUCUUGCCAGCGACGUAUUCAAUGUUGCAAAACCAAAAAACCCUUCGACUAAUGUUUCAGUGGUUGUUUUUGAUAGUACUAAGAAUGUUGAAGACGCCCAUGCGGAAACCUUUAAGGGAAACAGCAAACAGACAGUUUGGAGGGGCUAUUUGACCACAGAUAAAGAAGUCCCUGGGCUAGUGCUAAUGCAAGAUUUGGCUUUCCUGAGUGGGUUUCCACCGACCUUCAAGGAGACACAUCAACUAAAAGCAAAAUUGCCAGAAAAUCUUUCUUCUAAAAUAAAACUGUUGCACCUGUACUCAGAGGCCAGUGUAGCACUCCUAAAAUUGAACAACCCCAAAGAUUUCCAAGAACUGAAUAAGCAGACUAAGAAGAACAUGACCAUUGAUGGGAGAGAACUGACCCUAAGUCCUGCGUAUUUAUUAUGGGAUCUGAGUGCCAUCAGCCAGUCCAAGCAGGAUGAAGAUGUUUCUGCCAGCCGUUUUGAAGACAACGAAGAACUGAGGUACUCACUGCGAUCUAUCGAGAGGCACGCGCCGUGGGUUCGGAAUAUUUUCAUAGUCACCAAUGGGCAGAUUCCGUCCUGGCUGAACCUUGAUAAUCCGCGAGUGACAAUAGUAACACACCAGGAUGUUUUUCGAAAUCUGAGCCACUUGCCUACCUUUAGUUCACCAGCUAUUGAAAGUCACAUUCAUCGCAUCGAAGGGCUGUCCCAGAAGUUUAUUUACCUGAAUGACGAUGUCAUGUUUGGGAAGGAUGUCUGGCCAGAUGAUUUUUAUAGUCACUCCAAAGGUCAAAAGGUUUAUUUGACAUGGCCGGUACCCAACUGUGCUGAGGGCUGCCCAGGUUCCUGGAUUAAAGACGGCUAUUGUGACAAGGCUUGCAAUAACUCGGCCUGUGAUUGGGAUGGUGGGGAUUGCUCUGGUAACAGUGGAGGGAGUCGCUACGGUGCCGGAGGCGGGGGAACCGGGAACUUGGGAGCUGUCCAGCCCUGGCACUUUGGCGGAGGAAUAAACAGUGUCUCUUACUGUAAUCAAGGGUGUGCAAACUCCUGGCUCGCUGAUAAGUUCUGUGACCAGGCCUGCAACGUCUUGUCCUGCGGGUUUGAUGCUGGCGACUGUGGGCAAGAUCAUUUUCAUGAAUUAUAUAAAGUAACUCUUCUCCCAAACCAGACUCACUAUGUUAUCCCAAAAGGUGAAUGCCUGCCUUAUUUCAGCUUCGCAGAAAUAGCCAAAAGGGGAAUCGAAGGCGCCUACAGUGACAACCCCAUAAUUCGACAUGCUUCCAUAGCCAAUAAGUGGAAAACCAUCCACCUCAUAAUGCACAGUGGAAUGAAUGCAACUACAAUACAUUUUAAUCUCACACUUCAAAGUAGGGACGACAAGGAGUUCAAAAUCCAGAUCUCAGUUGAGGUUGACACAAGAGAAGAACCGAAAUUGAACUCCACCACCCAGAGGUCUUACCAGACAUUGGUUAGCCCUGUAACACUUCUUCCAGAGGUGGAAAUCCCAUUUGAGGAUAUUCCCGAAGAAAAACGCUUCCCAAAGUUCAAGAGACACAAUGUUAACACAACAGGGAGAUCCCAAGAGGAGGUGAAAAUUCCCCUGGUAAAUAUUUCGCUUCUUCCAAAAGAGGCCCAGUUGCGUCUCUCUCACUUGGAUUUGCAACUAGAACGUGGAGAUAUCACUAUGAAGGGAUACAACCUAUCAAAGUCAGCCUUGCUGACAUCGUUUCUGAUGAACUCACAGGAUGCUGGAGUAAAAAUAAACCAGGCUGACAUCACAGAGGAAAGAAAUGAGAGUGUGGCGGCCCCACUGGCCAAACGGGCUCACAGAAGCACCUGGCGGAACAGCUUAAGAGCACCUGAGAGAUUACAGAGGUCGACUUUCCCAGCAGAGACAAUAAAAGUGAAUGGCCACUACCAGCGUCAGACUCCACCCCAGCACUUGGGAACCAAAGCAAGCUUUCGAUCUGAAAGUCGGACCCAAAAAGUGGGAGGUGGAAGUGUGUCCAAAGAAAAGCUCUCAUCUCUGAUUGUUCCACAGAAAAACCAGGUGCCCAGAGAAAAGAAAAUCAUCGGGAAAGAACAAGAGGAAAACAGAAUAGAGGACAAUGCUGAAAAUCACAGAGGUGUUAAUGAAGUAUUGCCUGGAAGAAAGCUGCAACAUUAUACAGACAGUUACCCGGGCUUUUUGCCCUGGGAGAAAAAAAAGUAUUUCCAAGAUCUUCUUGAUGAAGAAGAGUCAUUGAAGAUGCAGUUGGCGUACUUUACUGACAGCAAGCAUACUGGGAGGCAACUGAAAGAUACAUUUGCAGAUUCCCUCCGAUAUGUAAACAAAAUUCUAAACAGCAAGUUCGGAUUCACAUCGAGGAAAGUCCCUGCGCACAUGCCUCACAUGAUCGACCGAAUAGUUAUGCAAGAACUGCAGGACAUGUUCCCUGAAGAAUUUGACAAGACAUCAUUUCACAAAGUGCGCCACUCUGAAGAUAUGCAGUUUGCUUUUUCUUAUUUUUACUACCUCAUGAGUGCAGUUCAGCCGCUGAAUAUAUCUCAAGUUUUUGAUGAAGUUGAUACCGACCAAUCUGGUGUCUUAUCUGACAGAGAAAUCCGAACACUGGCUACCAGAAUUCAUGACCUGCCUUUAAGUUUGCAGGAUUUAACAGGUCUGGAACACAUGUUAAUAAAUUGCUCAAAAAUGCUCCCUGCUAAUAUCACUCAACUAAGCAACAUUCCACCAACUCAGGAAGCAUACUAUGACCCCAAUCUGCCACCCGUCACUAAGAGUCUGUUAACCAGCUGUAAACCAGUAACUGAUAAAAUCCACAAAGCGUAUAAGGACAAAAACAAAUAUAGGUUUGAAAUCAUGGGAGAAGAAGAAAUUGCUUUUAAAAUGAUUCGUACCAAUGUUUCUCAUGUGGUUGGCCAAUUGGAUGAUAUAAGAAAAAACCCUAGGAAGUUUGUUUGCCUGAAUGACAACAUUGACCAUAAUCAUAAAGAUGCCCAGACAGUGAAAGCUGUGCUCAGGGACUUCUAUGAAUCUAUGUUUCCUGUACCAUCCCAGUUUGAGCUGCCAAGAGAGUAUCGGAACCGUUUUCUUCAUAUGCAUGAGCUGCAGGAAUGGAGAGCAUACCGAGACAAAUUGAAGUUUUGGACUCAUUGUGUACUAGCAACAUUGAUUAUGUUUACUAUAUUCUCGUUUUUUGCCGAACAGUUAAUUGCCCUUAAGCGGAAGAUAUUUCCCAGAAGGAGAAUACAGAAAGAAGCAAGUCCCAGUCGAAUCAGGGUAUAGAAGAUCUUCAUUCGAAAGUCAUCUACCUCGGCAUUCACUGAGCAUUUUAAAGCUUGGCAAAACAGAGAUGUCUUCAUGAUGUGAAGCUUAGCCAGCCAGGCCUGAAGAAGGAAAAACAUCCAGGACAAUACUUGUUUUGUGGUGUGAGUAUAGCCUCCUGACCAGGGAUUGUGAACAUCUGUGUGUUGAGCAGUUCCGAACUGGUUUUACUUUUAAAAGCAUUUGCUCAUGGACCUGUCAUUCAUUUAAUGUAAAGGCUCACUGACAAGAGACAGCUGCCAAGUUCCCACGGCAACCACUAUCAACUAACUUCAACAUGAGAAGCCUAGGCCAGCUUGGGAUUGCUGGGUGAUUGGGAGAGACCCUAGUUUUUGCAUUCCAAAGCCUUUGCUGUGGUUCUACAGUUUUGGUCUGUGUUUCUUUUUUCAUUUAUCAUUUUUAAAAUCAAGUUAGCUACUAAGUUAGCUAGUAAUUCUUGCUUCUGAAAAUAAUGAAUUGGGAUAUCUAAACAUGUUUUUAAUCAGUGUUAUUUAAAUAAUGCAGCAAUAUCACCUCCUAUUGGCAAUAUCUAAAUUAUUUUAUUAAUGUUUAAGACUAUUAAGUGGUCUUAAAUGACUUACAACUACUGACAAGCUCAAGGACUGACCUCUGGAAUACUUUGUCCUUGUUUCCUCUGUCCCCUAAGAAUACUGUGAUUUCAUGUGGAGGUCUAAUUGUAAAGGGCUAGACUUAAGUAGCAGAGCUACUUUUCAGAUGUAAUUAUGUUUUGGAAAUGUACAUAUUUGAACAGAAGUGACUCAUUUUAGAAAUGAGUACUGCUGAUGGUACUGGCCUUACAGUGUUGUCUUUUUUAAUAGCCAUCAGUAUAUUCCAGUUGAUUUUAUAUAAUGCAGGGAUGAGCAAACUGUUUCUGUAAAAAACCACAUAGUAAAUAUUUCAGGCCAUAUCUGUCUCUGUUGCAGUUUCUUUUUUGUUGUUUAGUUUAGUUAGUUUAAAACAUUUUUUUAAACUGUAAAAAUGUCAUAACCAUGUUUAGCUUACAGCUGUGCAAAACCAGACCACUGGCUGGAUUUGGCCCAAAGACCAUUGUUUGCUGACCAUUGGGAUAGAGAAUUGGUAUUUUAUGUAUGGGUAAGCCCUGGCAUUCAGCCAUAUUUUAUUUAUAUCAUUAUGCAGUGGAUUUCUGGAGACCAGAUUCCAUGAGUCUUUUUGAACUCUGGCAGGUAUUUUAGAUCAGGAUCUCAACAGUAUUCUUUCAAAAUGACACAUAUUUUGUAAAAAAGAAAUUGUGAUGUAAAUAUUUUGUUUGUGCUGUAAGUUAUGUAUUUCAAAAACUGAAGUCUCAUAACAAUUUAUAUUUUGUCUGAUGCUUUGAUUUUUAAAUCUUUGAGGAGUGAGUGUAUUGUAUCGAGAUUCGGUAGUCACUUGAAUGCUUGGACAGUGUACCAGGGUAUGUGAAAAUAAGUAGAAAGUAAUGUAAGGCCACAGUAGUAUUAUAACAUACUGGAGAAUGUCAUUUUGUAGGGGGGAAAUAAGUUCUAAAUGGGAUUUAUCAUAUGGUAAAAAUUUAGGGGCUAUCUGGAGAUCAUUUUAAUAUUUUUUAAUUGAUUUUAGAAAGAGAGGAAGGGAGAGGGAGAGAUAGAAAUAUUGAUGAGAGAGAAACACCAACAUUGAUUGGCUGCCUCCUGCAUGCCCCCUGUUGGGUACUGAGCCUGCAACCUGGGCAUGUGCCCUGACUGGGAAUUGAACCCGUGACUUCUUGGUGUGUAGGUCAAUACUCAACUACUGCGCCACACCAGCCGUGCUGGAGAUCAUUUUAAAAAUGAAAAAUUUAUUCUAGAAAGAUAGAGAAAUGAUCCUUUGGGUAUGGUGGAGAUGUCUGUGGUUUGGUAGAUAUAUUCACAUCUAAUUAAAAGUUUAAUAGAUAAUGGGAUUGGUCAUAGAUUAUUCAUAGAAUUAUUCAUCUAAUGAUUAUGUAGAAUCCCUAAGGACAGAGGAACUUUGAAAGUUGAUGAGUAAUCAAGUGGUUUCAAAAUUCUUAAAGCCUCAGAAUCAUUUUAGUUCAAAUGACAUUCUGUUGAAGGCCAGUAUGUAAUACAGAAGAAGGGAAGCUGCUCGUGUUGCUUGAUCCCAAGGUGGUGCCUCCAAAUUCCCAGGCCUCAGAGGCAGAGUUUCAAAAUUGCCUGGACCAGGCCCUGCAUCUUAUCAUGAGGCUUCUAGGGUCAUGAAGAUCAUGUGACUUGCCCAAGGUCUGACAGCCAGUUAGAGGCAAAGGUGGGUUGGUGCCCAGGUUGUCUGUCUCUUUUUUUCCAUCCCCUCCAGGCCAUGUUGAGUCCUCAUGACAUAAUGUCACAAGCAGGUAAAACACCCACUGUCUGCAGUCGGACUUCCAGGGUUUGAGUCCUGGACCCUGGGCAUUGUUUGCUAUGACUCAGUUUUCUCUUUUAAAACAUGGGAGGCAACACUGGUGUCUAAAGGAAAUGGCAUAUGUAAUAUACCCAGCACAGUGCCUGGUAAAUGUCAGUGAUGAUGAUGGAAGAUGUGAAAAUUUGUGUGAAGGAUUGUUAUCCAGGGCAGAGGUGAGGUUUUUAGUGUAGUCAGGAUAAAAUGAUUACAUUGCCCUUAGCUAAGUGAGACAUUUUUUUAUUAAAAUAUUUUUUAAUAAAUGUCUGACAAAUCAAGGAUCUAAAAGGAAAGUCUAAUCAAAAUUCAGAUCAAAACAUUUAAGAGUGAAACAGCAUCAACCCCACAAAAAUUCCUCUAGAGUAUAAAAAAGAGAAGGAAAACACACUUAUUCCUUGAGGUCAAUACAACCCCACACCAAAACCUGGCUCAGUUACCACAAGAAAGGAAUACCAUAGGCCAUCUACCCUAUGAAUCUCAAACGAAGCACUAGCAAGCCAAAUUCAGAUAUUCCCCAAAGGAGCAAUUCUUUAUGAUUAAGGUGAGUCCAUUCCAGGAAUGCAAGGUUGGCCCAGCACUUGGAAAGUCAGUGCAAUUCACAUGACCAGGAAAAGAGAAAUUUCAUGAUCAUCUCAACGGACCUUUCUUUAAAAAAAAAAAUUAUUAUAAAACUUUUUUAAAAUAUAUUUUUAUCGAUUUCAGAAAGGAAAGAAGAGGAAGAGAGAGAGAAACAUCAAUGAUGAGAGAGAAUCAUUGAUUGGUUGCCUCCUGCACACCCCACACUGGAGAUCGAUCCUGCAACCCAGGAUAUGUGCCCUGACCGGGAAUUGAAUUGAACCGUGACCUCCUGGUACACAGGUCGACAUUCAACCACUGAGCGACACUGGCCGGGCAAAACUUAAAAGUAAUCUAGCACAAUGACUUCCCAUCUGUUCAACACUUACUAAGAUUUUGCCACAUUUGUUUGCUCUAUCUAGUCUUUUUAUUUAUUUAUUUGUUGAUACUUUUAAAAAACAUAUACUUUAUUGAUUUUUUACAGAGAGGAAGGGAGAGGGAUAGAGAGUUAGAAACAUCGAUGAGAGAGAAACACGAUCAGCUGCCUCCUGCACACUCCCUACUGGGUAUGUGCCCACAACCAAGUACAUGCCCUUGACUGGAAUCGAACCUGGGACCCUUGAGUCCGCUCUAUCCACUGAGCCAAACCGGUUAGGGCUGUUGAUACAUUUUAAAGUGAAUAUCAGACUUCCUGGAAACGGGAGUACAGGGCCUCAAUUGCUGGGAGAUGAAAGGGCUUUUGUCCAACAAAUUUCGCCUUCCCAUGUGCAUUGCUCAUAGCUACAUCUUACUGAGCUCAUUCUAUGUGCUAAAUGCUUCAUGUUCAUAAUCUCAUUUCAUCUCAUCACAUCCCCAUUUUACCAUGGAGGCCUAGCUAGUUUAAGUGCCUUGCCCGAGGUCUAAUUAUUAAGUGGCAGCUCCAGCCUUUAACCUAAAUCAUUCCAAAAUUCACACUCAGCCACUAAGAUUCACUUGGAUUUGCAAGGGACAAAUCUAAGGUAGCCUGCUUAAGGAAAACAAA
Myotis daubentonii (Daubenton's bat) is the source of this 8021-nucleotide messenger RNA. It is a transcript of the gene GNPTAB, whose product is annotated as N-acetylglucosamine-1-phosphate transferase subunits alpha and beta. Gene Ontology annotation, molecular function: UDP-N-acetylglucosamine-lysosomal-enzyme N-acetylglucosaminephosphotransferase activity; calcium ion binding. NCBI's taxonomy places the organism in Eukaryota, Metazoa, Chordata, Mammalia, Chiroptera, Vespertilionidae. The record is from RefSeq and is a predicted model, not a curated record. Gene Ontology annotation, cellular component: Golgi apparatus. Gene Ontology annotation, biological process: carbohydrate phosphorylation; N-glycan processing to lysosome.